AAUUUAUAAAAGUUUAAUAAAAGUCUUUAAAAUGCUUUCUCUCUCUAGCUUUCAAUUUCUCUCUGGAAAGUCAUCAGGGGCUUCCCCUCUUGCUUAGGCAAGGGGGCCUUGGGAGCUUUCCUUAGAGGAAGAAGAUAGCUUUCUUCUCUCAAAUUGUUUUUUCUUUUACAGGUGUUCAAUCAACCGUUUUUUCUUGUGCCAAGUUUAGUUUAUUCGGUUCUGUUCUCUGGUUCUAAUGGAUAUUGAGAAUCCUCUCCCUCAAGUUCAUGAAGAUGUGGUCAAUCAAGUUCAUAAGGAUGUGGUCAAUCAAGUUGAUGUGAUUAUGGGAACACCCAUGCAUGUCUCAUCAACGGUUCAGGCUAUGGAAGGAGUUGUUUCCUCUGAUCCUGCUAAUCCUUCUGUAAUUAAUCAGGAAAAAGUUUCUUUCAGAGAGGCUGUGAAUGCUUCAUCACAAUGGUUCUCUGGCACGCAAAUUAUAAUCACUUCUACUGAGUGGGAGGAUGAACCUUUUUCCCCUCCGGAGGAUGCAAAGGCUGUAUCUUUCCCCAAAGAAACUCUCACUAAGCUCAGACACCCAUGGAAAUUGACUUUAAUGGGUAAAUGCUUAGGGAUCUCUGUUAGACCUUCUUUCAUAACCCAACGAGUGAGAGCUAUGUGGAGGCCUAAAGGCUCUCUUGAAGUUAUUGAUCUGGGAAGAGAUGUUUAUCACUUCCGAUUUUCAACUCCUGAUGAUUAUGAAAGGGCCCUUCUUGGAGGUCCAUGGUUCAUUCUUGAUCACUACCUUAUGCUCACGAAGUGGAAGCCAAAUUUCAGACCAUCUAUGAAUCCAUUCGAUAAAAUGACCGUUUGGAUUCGUUUCCCUGAACUACCAGUUGAAUAUUACAAUAAGGAGGCUCUCUUUGAAAUUGCUAAAUUGGUAGGUAAACCGAUUCGUGUGGAUUAUGCUACUGAUCAGCUUACUCGAGCUAGAUAUGCUAGAGUAUGUUUGGAUAUUGAUCUCAACAAUCCUUUAAUCACCAAGGUAUGGGUUGGGAAUGGAUGGCAAAACAUUGAAUACGAAAAUAUUCAGUGUUUAUGCUUUAAUUGUGGUCGAAUAGGUCAUAGCAAGGAUCAAUGCAAGCAUCUAAACGAUGACAUUGGAGAAGAGAUGAAUGCAAAAGUUCCAACUGCUCAAAGUCAAAAGUUGGUUUCGGUGGACCCACCACCUGCUACUACCCUUAAUCCAAGGGCCUUGGUUCCCCAAUCUGUUUCAGAAUAUGGGCCAUGGACCAUGGUUACCAACAAAAAGAAAACGACAAAAAAGACAAUGGCAUCCCACCUGAAACAAGGUGCUACUACUACAUCUAAAAACAAAACCUCAAUUCCAAAGUCUAAUAAUUCUCAGAAGCCCAAUAAUACCCAGAAGCCCAAUAAUACUCAGAAGCCUAAUAACUAUCCUAAACCCAUUCCCAUGAAACCCAACACUGACAUUAUUCCAAGCCCAAACUCCUUAAGCACCAUUCCAAUUUUAAAAAUGAAAAAAAAAUAGUUUUGAGUUACUUGAAGUGGCUGAGGAUAUUUUAACUACAAAU
Chenopodium quinoa (quinoa) is the source of this 1571-nucleotide messenger RNA. RefSeq lists its product as uncharacterized. Bases 236 to 1528 code for a protein of 430 amino acids. The transcript has a single exon. Lineage: Eukaryota; Viridiplantae; Streptophyta; Magnoliopsida; Caryophyllales; Amaranthaceae. Gene Ontology annotation, molecular function: nucleic acid binding; zinc ion binding. The record is from RefSeq and is a predicted model, not a curated record.